GCAGUGCACGUCCCCGGCCCCCAGGACCACGGCUUCCUUUCCAUCAGAUCCAUCUGUCCAUCCAUUUGUGUGGAUCCACAAUGGCAACCUUCAGCCGCCAGGAAUUUUUCCAGCAGCUACUGCAGGGCUGUCUCCUGCCUACUGUCCAACAGGGCCUUGACCAGAUCUGGCUGCUCCUUACCAUCUGCUUCGCCUGCCGCCUCCUUUGGAGGCUGGGGUUACCGUCUUACCUGAAGCAUGCAAGCACCGUGGCAGGUGGCUUCUUCAGCCUCUACCACUUCUUCCAGCUGCACAUGGUUUGGGUCGUGCUGCUCAGCCUCCUGUGCUACCUCGUGCUGUUCCUCUGCCGACACUCCUCUCACCGAGGCGUCUUCCUCUCCAUCACCAUCCUCAUCUACCUACUCAUGGGUGAGAUGCACAUGGUGGACACCGUGACAUGGCACAAGAUGCGAGGGGCCCAGAUGAUCGUGGCCAUGAAGGCGGUGUCUCUGGGCUUCGACCUGGACCGGGGCGAGGUGGGUGCAGUGCCCUCACCUGUGGAGUUCAUGGGCUACCUCUACUUUGUGGGCACCAUCGUCUUUGGGCCCUGGAUAUCCUUCCACAGCUACCUACAGGCUGUCCAAGGCCGCCCACUGAGCCGCCGAUGGCUGAAGAAGGUGGCCCGGAGCCUGGCGCUGGCCCUGCUGUGCCUUGUACUGUCCACUUGUGUGGGCCCUUACCUCUUCCCCUACUUCGUCCCCCUCGACGGUGAUCGACUCUUUCGCAACAAGAAACGCAAAGCCAGGGGCACCAUGGUAAGGUGGUUGCGGGCCUACGAGAGUGCUGUCUCCUUCCACUUCAGCAACUAUUUUGUGGGCUUUCUGUCUGAGGCUACAGCCACAUUGGCCGGGGCUGGCUUCACGGAGGAGAAGGACCACCUGGAAUGGGACCUGACAGUCUCUAGACCAUUGAAUGUGGAGCUGCCCCGGUCCAUGGUGGAAGUUGUCACAAGCUGGAACCUGCCCAUGUCUUAUUGGUUAAAUAACUAUGUUUUCAAGAAUGCUCUCCGCCUGGGGACCUUCUCAGCCGUGCUAGUCACCUACGCAUCCAGUGCCCUCCUGCAUGGCUUCAGUUUCCACCUGGCUGCGGUACUGCUGUCCCUGGCAUUUAUCACCUACGUGGAACAUGUCCUCCGAAAGCGCCUGGCUCAGAUCCUCAGUGCCUGCAUCUUGUCGAAGCGUUGUCUGCCGGACUGUUCACAUCGGCAUCGCUUGGGCCUGAGGGUACGAGCCUUAAACUUGCUCUUUGGGGCCCUAGCUGUCUUCCACUUGGCCUACCUGGGCUCCCUGUUUGAUGUCGAUGUGGACGACACCACAGAGGAGCAGGGCUACGGCAUGGCAUACACUGUCCACAAGUGGUCAGAGCUCAGCUGGGCGAGUCACUGGGUCACUUUUGGAUGCUGGAUCUUCUACCGUCUCAUAGGCUGA
Molecule: messenger RNA, 1466 nt
Organism: Microtus oregoni (creeping vole)
Lineage: Eukaryota; Metazoa; Chordata; Mammalia; Rodentia; Cricetidae
Product: protein-serine O-palmitoleoyltransferase porcupine-like
Biological process (GO): protein palmitoylation; lipid modification; canonical Wnt signaling pathway
Cellular component (GO): endoplasmic reticulum; membrane
Molecular function (GO): Wnt-protein binding; palmitoleoyltransferase activity
Source: RefSeq, a predicted model, not a curated record